Daphnia magna is the source of this 919-nucleotide messenger RNA. RefSeq names its product eukaryotic translation initiation factor 1A, Y-chromosomal (gene eIF1A). Gene Ontology annotation, molecular function: RNA binding; translation initiation factor activity. The record is from RefSeq and is a predicted model, not a curated record. The transcript has 3 exons. Gene Ontology annotation, biological process: translational initiation. Lineage: Eukaryota; Metazoa; Arthropoda; Branchiopoda; Diplostraca; Daphniidae. The coding region runs from base 142 to 585 and encodes 147 amino acids. Gene Ontology annotation, cellular component: cytoplasm.
GGCAACAAUGUCGUCGUUGGGCAGAAGUGUUUCAUUCCUUUUUGCAUCCAUUUCACGUCCAUUGUAAAGUGUGUGGCGUGGUGAGACGUAUGUGUGUGUCGAAUUCUCUGUUUUUUAUUAGUAUACACAGACAAAUCCAACAUGCCCAAGAAUAAAGGUAAAGGAGGUAAAAAUCGUAGAAGAGGAAAGAACGAGAACGAAGCCGAGAAAAGAGAGUUGAUCUUCAAAGAAGAUGGCCAAGAGUAUGCACAAGUGACAAAAAUGCUGGGAAAUGGUCGGCUGGAAGCCUUGUGCUUUGAUGGAACCAAACGACUUUGCCACAUCAGAGGGAAGCUCAGGAAGAAGGUCUGGAUCAAUCAAGGUGACAUCAUUUUGGUGGGCCUCAGAGAUUACCAAGAUGCUAAAGCUGAUGUUAUCCUGAAGUACAAUGCAGAUGAAGCUCGUAACUUGAAGACUUAUGGUGAAAUCCCAGAAACAGUGAAGGUCACAGAUACUGUCAACUUCGUCGACGAUGGUUUAGAUGAUGAUAUCGAAUUUGGUGACGACUCUGGCUCCGGCGAAGAUGACGAUAUUAACGACAUAUGAACACUUAUUCUUAGGAAUUACAAUUCCUAAGAUAAUAAAAAAAUUAAACUAAUUGAAACCUGUAUCCGGGGAAAACUUGGAUUUUCCAUAGCAACAUUUCUUCAUCCUCAAGAAACCUGAAUUUUGGUUUCUCACAUCCUACAGCAGCAACAACAGUCUCAGAAUUAUUGUUGUGUCGUUUUCACCAACAAGAUUUCAUUAAAAAAAAAUAAUGACGGAAUCAACUAUCAGAAGAAAACUUUGUUUGCAAAUUUUGUUUAUUAUAUCAUUCUUGGAUGGCUUGUCUGGAUUUCAAUCUGUCUGUGCUAAUAAAAUGCUGCGGGAACGACUUAAA